GAAUAUAGUAUUAGAGUGGGUACUGGGUAAUGUGUAUAUUCCAUAUCGUACAAUAUAUUAAAUUGCUUAUUCAAUAUUCAUUAUUCAUAGUCCAUACUCAAUAGAUACUAGUUAAUAGAAAUUACUGAAUUAGAAGCUUGCUCAGAGUAAAGUAUUGUAUUGAAUUAUUAAUUUAAAAUGGAUAGUGAAGAAUACACUGGUAAACCAUACAAAAUAAUUGAUUCAAAGCGUGAACACAAAAUCGGUAUUGUGGCAACUUCAUUAUCUGAUUUUAUAACUAAAGCUCAACAAAAAUUUGACAUAAGUGAAACCAUUAAAGUCGUUCUUGAAUCUGAUGGCACCGAAAUUGACGAGGAAGACUAUUUUGACACUUUGGAAAAUAAUACAUUAAUUAUGAUUUUAAAACCUGACCAAAAAUGGUGUCCAUAUAAUGAUAUAAGCAUUAAACUUACUGAUGAUCAAAUUGAUGGCACACAGAGUUUAAACAGUUUGAUUCAACGUUUACAAAAUGAUAUAGGUCAAAUAGCAUUCUUGGGUGGUUGCGAUCUUGAACUUUUAUCUGAUAUGGAUCCAGACAGUUUGGUUGAUAUGGCAUUUGACAGGUCAUUUCUAGAUCAAAUUAAGGAAGCUAGUGGACGCUUUCUUUAUGAAAAACGAGAAGCUCAAGAUGCAAUCAAUUUGCUCAAACUCUACCAUGCCUCGACAAUCGGUCAAAAUUCAUCCAAGAAAAGUAAAGUUUAAUAAUUGUUUAUGAAAUUAAAAUAUUGCAUUUUUUAAAUUAUUUUACAACCAAACACAUAGUUUGAUAAAACGUUUACAAUAAGAAAGUUUUAAGUUAUUUUAUCACUGUAAAACUAUUUAUAUUAAAUGGUGUUACUUUAUUAUCAUUAAAUUAUUAUUUGUUUGUUUAGUUAAUAAUCACUAUAAAGUAUUUGAAAAAUGUUAAUACAAAAAAAGGUCUAGUAUUCUUAUUAUAUUUUGUGUAUGUGAUGUGUAUUUGAUUAGCGUUAUUAUUAAGAUUACCUAUAAUGUUUUACCACUA
This is a messenger RNA of Rhopalosiphum maidis (corn leaf aphid), 1042 nucleotides long. RefSeq lists its product as uncharacterized. Gene Ontology annotation, biological process: regulation of apoptotic process; apoptotic process. The coding region runs from base 178 to 741 and encodes 187 amino acids. NCBI's taxonomy places the organism in Eukaryota, Metazoa, Arthropoda, Insecta, Hemiptera, Aphididae. The transcript has 4 exons. The record is from RefSeq and is a predicted model, not a curated record.